AUGGGAUAUAGAACGUUUUGUUCUUUUCUUCAGAAUUUAGACCUUAUCAGAGACAAGCUGAAGAACAGGCCCGGGAUCAGAAAGAUACAAAACGUUCUAGCCUACGAUGGGUAUCAUCUUACCGAUUACUGGGGGAGAUUGAAGUUUAGAAAAGAGGGCGAUAAACUUGUGGAUGAAACUGGAUACUUUGAAGGAAUCAAGGUCAAUAGCUUUGGGGAUAUGUUAACUCAGGGAAGAAUGACCAGAACAGGAUUUGUCCAGAAAAAGGACAUAGGAGAAAAUGAGGUAAAUGAAAACCUAAUAACCAUGAAGCUUCUCCUCAGUGAAAUUGCUAAAGAGAAAAACACUUCGAUCCAUAAUGUGAUUAAUGAGGGAUGUAAUAUGUCUAUGGUUGAAGAGCUGGUCUUCUAUGGAAAUAGCCCGUCAGCCCAUAACAACGAAGUCAUGCACGUCUGUGUAUGCUCCGACUCAUUCUGCAAAGAGCCAUGCAAGGAUAUUGUUCCAAUGAAAGUGGAAGAUAUAGAGUUCAGAGAUUAG
This is a messenger RNA of Encephalitozoon romaleae SJ-2008, 537 nucleotides long. RefSeq lists its product as hypothetical. Bases 1 to 537 code for a protein of 178 amino acids. The transcript has a single exon. The record is from RefSeq and is a predicted model, not a curated record. Lineage: Eukaryota; Fungi; Microsporidia; Unikaryonidae.